CUCUCUCUCUCUCUCCCCCCUUCUUCUUCUACUCAAAGUCUCAACUGGGUUUUCUAUCCUACAUUCAAUUCUUCAAUGUCAAAAGCAAUACCCCAUCAACCAUUGAUGUUCUCUCUCUUUCAUAUCCUUUUUCUUCUUAUUCUCAUUACUACAGAUGUUGGUCAUUGUUUCAAAGACAAUAAAGUGCUAAUCUUGAAGAAGUUUGAUCAGAGAGAAGAUAGUCCCACCCCAAGAUGCCUUCCACAAAAAUCAAGAAGAGAGAAGAGUUUGGCCAUACUGGAAAUGAAGCACCACGAUUCGUGCUUGGGUCCAAUUAAGAACUGGGACAAUAAGCUUCAAGAGCGCUUAAUUUCCGAUAAUUUCCGGGUGAGGUCGUUGCAGUCGCAAAUCAGAAAUGCAGCUUCUGGCAGGACCGAAGGCCUGUCGGAAAUUCAAAUUCCUCUAACUUCUGGUAUGAAAUUCCAGAUUCUGAACUACAUUGUUGCCUUGGAAUUGGGUGGCCGGGAAAUGACUGUCAUCGUUGACACCGCAAGUGAUCUCACGUGGAUCCAAUGCCAGCCCUGCAAAUCUUGCUACACCCAACAAGACCCGCUCUUCAAUCCCUCCGCCUCUCCCUCCUACCAAUCAAUCCCAUGCAAUUCGUCGACCUGCCAGAAUCUCCAAUUUGCGACAGGCAACUUGGGUGUCUGCAGUUUGGACCCGCCGACCUGCAACUACGAUGUCAGCUAUGGUGAUGGGUCUUACACUCGUGGUGAGCUGGGCCGCGAGCAGCUCAAUCUCAGCAGCAUGGCGGUAAAUGGGUUCAUCUUCGGCUGCGGCCGGAGCAACCAUGGACUCUUUGGUGGGGCUGCUGGUGUAAUGGCCUUGGGCAGGAGCGAUCUCUCAUUGGUCUCACAAACAGCAUCUCAAUUUGGAGGAGUUUUCUCCUACUGUCUGCCAUCAACAGAAGAUGACAGCGCUUCUGGUUCUUUGAUUCUAGGCAACGAUUCAUCCAUUUACAAGAAUUCUACUCCGAUCACAUUCACUAAAAUGAUCUUGAACCCGCAGCUAUCGACAUUCUACGUUCUCAAUCUGACUAGCAUCAGCAUUGGUGGGGUAGCACUGAAAGCUCCCGGAUUCGUCAAUGGUGGGACCCUCAUCGACUCAGGGACAGUCAUCACAAGGCUCCCUCCAUCGGUCUACGCGACCCUGCGGGCAGAGUUCUUGAGACAGUUUUCCGGGUACCCACCGGCGCCGGGUUUUUCGAUCUUGGACACAUGCUUUAAUUUGAGUGGGAAUGCAGAGGUGAGCAUUCCUACAAUCAGAUUGCAUUUUGAGGGAGAAGUUGAAGUGAAUGUGGAUGCUUCUGGGGUCUUUUAUUUUGCAAGGAGUGAUUCUUCUCAGGUCUGUUUGGCUCUGGCCAGCCUCUCAUCUGAUGAUGAAAUUGGGAUUCUUGGGAAUUUCCAGCAGAAGAAUCUGAGAGUGGUUUACAAUACUAAGGACUCUGUGUUGGGAUUUGCAGAGGAGGUUUGCAGUUACAGUUAGUAUAGGAAGAGAAAAGGCAGGAGUGGUGUGGAUAUUGUAUAUAUCCUAGUAGUGUGGUUUUCUGUUAUCUGUUUGGUGUUAAAAACCAAUAUCUAUUGGGAUUUGGGUUCUAUGGGCAAAUGCACAAAAGUGGAUUAGUCCUGAUUGAGGUACCA
This is a messenger RNA of Magnolia sinica, 1679 nucleotides long. Its product is annotated as aspartyl protease family protein At5g10770. NCBI's taxonomy places the organism in Eukaryota, Viridiplantae, Streptophyta, Magnoliopsida, Magnoliales, Magnoliaceae. Gene Ontology annotation, molecular function: aspartic-type endopeptidase activity. The record is from RefSeq and is a predicted model, not a curated record. The coding region runs from base 76 to 1524 and encodes 482 amino acids. Gene Ontology annotation, biological process: proteolysis. The transcript has 2 exons.